Messenger RNA from Uncinocarpus reesii 1704, 2448 nucleotides. Its product is annotated as MesA protein. Bases 1 to 2448 code for a protein of 815 amino acids. The record is from RefSeq and is a predicted model, not a curated record. Gene Ontology annotation, biological process: actin cortical patch localization. Gene Ontology annotation, cellular component: plasma membrane. Lineage: Eukaryota; Fungi; Ascomycota; Eurotiomycetes; Onygenales; Onygenaceae. The transcript is spliced from 3 exons.
AUGUCAGCGAUUCUAGCUAAUAGGCCGUCUAUGAACGGCUCCCUCCAUGAAAAGAGCAGGUCGGUCUCCUCGUUUCCCGCCUCGGCCCCGUCCUCGAGCCCGAAUUUUGACAGUCCCCGGAAACUGCGCUCUCAAACGUCUCUUGGUCGGAAGUCCCCUGUCAGCUCGCAGGACUCCAGGCCACGCUCGGUGCUGUCGUACAGCAGUUUUCAGAAAGGAAAGCGGAGAUGCAAACCUCAAUAUCCAGCCAAUUCCGCAGAGCUCCAUGUAGAAUACAUCCUCGUCGCCUCGUUCCAUGUUGAUCGUGGGCCAAUUAUGGAGCAUCAGUAUCCAGCUGCAAUCAGUGGCGACGAGAAUAUGCUGGCCGAGUUGAUGUUGCCUGACCAAACCCAUGUUCGGAGUCAGGAUUGGACAAUGUUUUUCCUUCAUAGAGACACUGGAUCGGAAGACGGCAUUGAAGACGGGGGUGAUCCUCAGGAUCAAGAAGAGAAAGCUGGAGAUGAACCUGAAGAGAAUGGCCAGGAUGGCGCGAGGCAGACAGACGAUGAAGAUUCUGCUGAUGACGAUGGUUAUGAGGACGAGGAUUGUGGCGAUGGCCCUCCAUUGAUGUAUGUGCUGAACCUCGUCAAUACGAAGCAGGAUAAUUCUGUGAAACGGGGAGCGGUUGUCAAAGCCAUGGCUAUCUGUACUAGACAUUCGUUUCUUCAUAUUUACAAGCCCCUUCUUUUACUAGCAUUGGAGGACUAUUUCAAAUCUCCCUACCCUGAGACAUUGGCCAGACUCUACGACUCUCUAAAUGCCAUGGAUCUCUCUCUCAUGCCUAGACUUUCGUAUCUCGAACGCCAUAUUCUCCAAGCGACUGAUGUUAAGGAUAUGUUCAUUGAAAAGUUUGAACGAAUGAUCAAACAGCGCUUAGCCGAUGAACGGGCUGCGUCCGAAUUAGACGGAGCGGAUGCAAAAUCCUUUGUCCCCCUAAAAUAUACUCUACCAAGGGAUACCCAUGAGUUCGAAUCCAAGAUUAUCUACAACGACAUCGCUAUUCCGGUCAAAAUUCCAACCGCCGUCUCUCCAGAGACUGUUGGUGAUUUUUCACUGAUUAAAUUAAUACAAACCUUUUCUGGGCCGCACGCUUCUUCCCCUCAGGCGUUCCCCCUUCAUCCUCAUCUAACAACAAGCGGGGCGUUCACCCACCCGAUUAUCGUUCUAGUCAAUGCCUUACUCAGUCAAAAACGAGUGAUAUUUCUUGGUCACAACCGACCAUCUGGAGAAGUUGCUGAAGCGGUUCUGGCAGCCUGCGCACUUGCUUCAGGAGGCCUUCUUCGUGGGUUCACGCGCCAUGCCUUCCCUUAUACCGACUUGACGAAAAUCGACGAGUUGCUCAAAGUCCCCGGGUUUGUCGCUGGUGUUACCAAUCCGGCCUUUGCUAACCACCAUGAAUGGUGGGACCUCCUCUGUGACCUACCUAGUGGCCGGAUGAAAAUAAGUAGCCGUAUUGAAGCCGCUCCGGCAACUGAGGGCACGCAAUUUUUUCAAUAUCAUGCUCCCUUGACGGCCUCAUCGAUACUUGGCGGGAGUAGCUCUGCUGCUUCGGACCCAACUGGGGAUAACAAUUUUAUGGAUGACAUUCUGCGAAGCAUUGCCUCACGGCACGGUGAGGGAGCAAUUCGAGCUAAAUGGAGAGCCUACAUCACAAAAUUCACUAGAAUUUCUGCCGCGUUUGAAGAGGUCGUCUACGGGGCCACGGCUUUGCAUGUCCUGGGUCCUGGCGAAGAUGCUUCCGAAAACCAGUCUCCUUUGCAAACAAAGCACCCUGAUCCGUCAAUUCUCCGCGGCCACGGGUAUGUUUGGCCUGACGAAAACACCAAGCACCGUGAGCUUGCUGCCUGGGUCAACCGAAUCGAGGGUUGGAGAAACACUAGGUCUUACUACUAUUUCAUCCAGGACACGGCGGCUUUGUACCCGGUUAGCAAGCCAGUGCAAAAUCUCGACCUACACCAUCACCAUGAUAAACUACGCUAUCUGAAGCUCAGUUCUGGCGAAUCCGGGGCGAUAUAUCUGGCAUUCGCCAACGCCAUUCAGGACUACAAUUCCAUCUGUCAGCUGAUAUCCGUUACGCCGGAAAGUCAAGCCGGCCUGUUCUAUAUAUCCCUGGGGCUGUUUCACCCCGACGCUGUCGUUCGCACCGCCACUCUAGGUUUACUCGAGCGCAUCGCUGGCCACGAAGCUGGAAGGCAUCUCUGGGCGCAGCUAAGCAGGUUUACCAAAGUAGCCUAUUUCCGAAUGAAGCGGGACAGGGAUGGGGAACUCAACGGUAUUGAACCUCAGUCAGCGCUCAUCCCACACAAAGCAUUUUCACGGCAGCCACGAAUUCAAGGCUCGCAGAAGUUAGGGCCAUGCGGUCGAUUUAGCGCGGUUCCUAUUGCCAUGUCCUGGUGCUGUGUGGGCUGA